AGGACCAGGCCGCCAUACAACAAAAAACACCCCCAGUAACGCCAGGUGCCAUCAAUGGAGAUUUCGAACCGGUUGAAGUCUACCGAGUUUAAUACAAGUGAUAUGUCCAGAGAAUGAAUGAGCCCUGGUUUAUUUGAGGAUAAGGAGGUUGAUGUAGCGACGCUGUCAAACAAACUAUACCUGUAACAACUUUAAAGGUAAACAGCAGCAUUGACAUGCCUUGCACUGUACUCGUGACGGGCGCCAGUGGGUUUCUGGGUCAACACGUGGUCAAGACUCUACACGAGAAAGCGGCAGACUUUGUGACUUAUUUAGUCCUCUUUGACAAAGAUACAUUUGUGCAGAAACUUGAUUACAAGCCGAAGAUUCCAAUAGAAUGUAUCACGGGUUCAAUAACCGACCCCGAGGUGGUCGGAAAAGCUGUCCAGAAGGUAGACUGUGUUAUCCACCUGGCGGCAGUCAUCAGUGUCUCGACCUUCCCCAAUGUCAAGGCCAUGCAAGACGUCAAUGUCAAAGGCACUGCUUUAUUGCUAGACGCCUGUGUUGGUGCUAAUGUUGGAAUAGUUAUAACGUGUUCUACGCAGGACACGGCUGUAGACUUGACGGACCAGACGAUGGUUGACGAGACCUACAAAGUAGAACCAAGCAAUCUGGCCUUUGGAGAUUAUGCCAGGACAAAGCUAGAGGCAGAAAAAAUCGUGCUGGCAAAACACGGAUCACGAUUGAAAAACGGUGAUCGUUUGCGAACUGUUGUUCUUCGACCAGGAGUAUUGUAUGGAGAACUUGACGCCAUUUUUGUGGCAGAAGUCAUACGCAAUGCAAAGAAACAAGGCGGCGUUUUGUAUCACUUCGGAAGUCCUCAGGCGGUUAGCCAGUAUGCUUAUGUAGGUAAUGUGGCUUGGGGCUUUGUGUGCGCUUUAAGGAAACUUAGUCAGGAUACUUCUAUUGGAGGAGAGGCUUACUUCAUUGGAGAUGAGACGCCGCUCAUGCAGUUGUUCAAAUUCAGUGAACUCUUUAUCAAACUCUAUGACGGCAGGCUCUCGUCGAGACCAAUUCCGUAUACGUUGAUCCUGGUGAUCGUUUUAUUAUUAGAAUGGAUUGUUUGGUUGAUUUCUCUUAAUAAACAAAUAAAUCUUCCCAUAUCGUCCUCAACUGUACGGUACGCAAACAAAAAAUGGAGUUUUUCUUAUAAUAAAGCUAAAACCGAGCUGAAUUAUUCCCCUUUGUUCGAUUGGGAGGAGAGCUAUAGCCGUUCGUGUGAGUACUAUAAAACAGCGGUCACGUGACAAAUGACUGAAUGACGCAAGACAAUCACAGAAUAUGUAAUUGUGUGAAGUCUUCUAUCUGUACAUUGCAAAUUCGAUUUCUUCGAAAUUAAAUUAUUCCUUUCAUGUUUUAGUCAAAACACUGAAGCAAUCAAGAAUAAAAAAGUGAAUAAGGAACAAUGUAGUUAUGAAUGAUUGAAAGAAGGUUGGAAAAUAAAGAGAACAAAUCCAAUAAUGUUGCAUAAAAAUUCAGAAAGUGUUCAUGCAAAAAAUAUUUACUUGUGUAUGUGUGUUGAAUAUAGGUGUAAUUGAAACUGAUUUUUAGUACGUACUACUGUGUAAGGUUACACAGUGUUAAACAUCAUCUAAGAUUCUUUUGUCGACAAAAAUCUAUUUUUAAAAGAAACUUUUGUUUUCAAAUUGUGCAAUAUUUUUGAAUUUGAAAACAUAGAGUAAGUGGAACAUCUACGAUGGUAUAUGUAUAGCAUACAUGUAGUUUUGAAUUUGAAUUAUAAACUUAUAUUUAUUGUCUAAUAGUUUGAAUCCCGAUGAUUUUGUGUAUGGAAUUUGUUUAAAUGUUCACUGUUUACGCCAAUGAAAAAUGAUUUAACGGAAAAGUAACCCAAUUUUUAACUGUUUUUACUCGUAUGUUUUUUCCUCUUUAAAAUGUCCCUUUACCUGUAAGGUGGAAUAAAAAAAACCCAAAAACCUAAAACGGUUCACAUAACU
Messenger RNA from Magallana angulata, 1994 nucleotides. RefSeq names its product 3 beta-hydroxysteroid dehydrogenase/Delta 5-->4-isomerase type 2-like. NCBI's taxonomy places the organism in Eukaryota, Metazoa, Mollusca, Bivalvia, Ostreida, Ostreidae. The record is from RefSeq and is a predicted model, not a curated record. Gene Ontology annotation, biological process: steroid biosynthetic process. The transcript has 5 exons. Bases 216 to 1286 code for a protein of 356 amino acids. Gene Ontology annotation, molecular function: 3-beta-hydroxy-Delta5-steroid dehydrogenase (NAD+) activity.